Messenger RNA from Callorhinus ursinus (northern fur seal), 6331 nucleotides. RefSeq names its product round spermatid basic protein 1 like (gene RSBN1L). NCBI's taxonomy places the organism in Eukaryota, Metazoa, Chordata, Mammalia, Carnivora, Otariidae. The record is from RefSeq and is a predicted model, not a curated record. Gene Ontology annotation, cellular component: nucleus.
GCGGAGGAGAGUAAAUACAACAGGAGCGCAAAAUGGCGGAACCGCCGAGCCCAGUGCACAGCGGCGCCGCCGCCGCCGCCGCCGCCGUCUCGGAGAAAGAACCGUUUGGCAAAUUGCAGCCCCCCUUCCGGGACCCACCGGGUCCUCUGUCGGCCAAGAAGGUCCGGACUGAGGAGAAGAAGGCGCCGCGGAGACUGAACGGAGAGGGGGGCAGCGGCGGGAACAGCAGGCAGCUGCAGCCGCUGGCGGCACCUUCGCCUCAGAGCUAUGGCAGCCCCGCGUCUUGGAGCAUUCCCGGUCUGUCUGCUGCCCCGUCCCCGUCCUCUGCUCGGAGCAGUUUCUCUUUUUCCGCUGGCUCCGCGGUCCCUUCCUCAGCCUCCGCUUCCUCGUCUCAGCCGGUGCCGCGCAAACUGCUGGUCCCUCCUACGCUGCUGCACGCUCAGCCUCACCAUCUCUUGCUGCCCGCCGCCGCCGCCUCCUCGGCCAACGCCAAGCCUCGCCGACCUAAGGAGAAGCGAGAGAAGGAAAGGAGGAGGCACGGCCUCGGCGGGGCAGGCGAGGCCGGCGGGGCCGCCCGGGAGGAAAACGGGGAGGUGAAGCCGCUGCCGCGAGAUAAAAUCAAAGACAAAAUCAAAGAGAGAGAUAAGGAAAAAGAGAGAGAGAAGAAAAAGCAUAAAGUAAUGAAUGAGAUCAAGAAAGAAAAUGGAGAAGUAAAGAUUUUGCUGAAAAGUGGGAAGGAGAAACCAAAAACAAAUGCUGAAGACUUACAAAUUAAAAAAGUAAAGAAGAAAAAGAAGAAGAAACACAAAGAGAAUGAAAAACGGAAGCGUCCAAAAAUGUAUAGCAAAUCUAUUCAAACCAUCUGCUCAGGAUUGCUAUCUGAUGUUGAAGAUCAAGAAGCCAAAGGCAUCCUAAAUGAUAACGUAAAGGAUUACAGUGGAAAGAGUUUGGAUAACAAGAACUAUGAUUCCAAAAUUCCUGAGAAUAGUGAGUUUCCAUUUGUCUCAUUAAAGGAGCCACGGGUUCAGAAUAACCUCAAAAGGUUGGACACUUUGGAGUUCAGACAGCUCAUUCAUAUUGAGCACCAGCCUAAUGGAGGUGCAUCCGUUAUCCAUGCCUACAGUAAUGAACUCUCCCACCUUUCUCCUAUGGAGAUGGAGAGGUUUGCCGAAGAGUUUGUGGAUCUGGUGUUCAGUGAAAAUGAAAACUCUGCAGCUUUCUAUGUAAUGGGUAUUGUUCAUGGGGCAGCUACUUAUUUACCUGACUUUUUAGACUACUUUUCAUUUAAUUUUCCCAAUUCGCCAGUGAAAAUGGAGAUAUUAGGAAAGAAGGAUAUAGAAACGACAACUAUGUCCAAUUUUCAUGCUCAGGUAAAAAGAACAUAUUCUCACGGUACUUACAGAGCUGGCCCAAUGCGACAGAUCAGCUUGGUGGGAGCAGUUGAUGAAGAGGUGGGAGAUUACUUCCCUGAAUUCCUUGACAUGUUGGAAGAUUCACCAUUUUUAAAAUGUACACUGCCAUGGGGGACCCUAUCUAGUCUAAAAUUAGAGAGUCGAAAAGACAGUGAUGAUGGUCCCAUCAUGUGGGUACGCCCAGGAGAACAAAUGAUCCCUGUGGCUGAUAUGCCAAAGUCACCUUUCAAAAGGAAAAGAACUACCAAUGAAAUAAAAAACCUGCAGUACCUACCUCGAACCAGUGAGCCCCGUGAGAUGCUCUUUGAAGACAGAACAAGAGCCCAUGCAGAUCAUAUAGGACAAGGUUUUGAACGACAGACUACAGCUGCUGUCGGAGUGUUGAAAGCUGUGCACUGUGGAGAGUGGCCUGCUCAACCCCGAAUAACCAAAGAUGUAAUUUGUUUUCAUGCUGAAGAUUUCUUAGAAGUAGUUCAACGAAUGCAGUUAGAUUUACAUGAACCUCCACUGUCCCAGUGUGUCCAGUGGGUUGAUGAUGCAAAACUUAAUCAACUGAGGAGGGAAGGCAUCCGCUAUGCCAGGAUUCAGCUGUAUGAUAAUGACAUUUAUUUUAUUCCAAGGAAUGUUGUUCAUCAGUUCAAGACAGUUUCAGCAGUAUGCAGUUUAGCAUGGCAUGUUCGGCUCAAGUUGUAUCACUCAGAGGAGGAGACCGCUCAGAAUACAGCUACGCACGAAACAGGCACAUCACCAGAUCCCACAACAUCAGUUCUUGGACCUCACACUGACCACGUGAUUUGUGCUGUAAGCAAAACCUCCUUGGAUUCUAAUUUUUCAGACAAACUUCAUUCUAAAUCUGAAUUACAGCAGAUUAAACAUGAACCUAUUGCAGCUGUAAGAAUCAAGGAAGAACCUGUGAAUGUUUAUAUUCCUGAAAAGACUAGAGCACCGAAUAAUAUGGAUGGCAAGAAUGUUAAAGCAAAAUUGGAUCAUGUUCAAUUUACAGAAUUUAAGAUUGACAUGGACUCUAAAUUUGAAAAUAGCAACAAAGAUUUAAAAGAAGAAUUGUGCCCUGGAAGUCUCAUAAGUCUAGUUGAUACAAGGCAACAUAGUUCAGCACAUUCAAAUCAAGAUAGAAAAGAUGAUGACAUUUUGUGCUAAAUUUGUACAUACCAUUUAAAAUUCUUUUUUUUUUAAAGUUAAUAAUGUAAUAAAGAUUCAUGAAUUCUGAAAGCAAGCCAAGGACUUGCUCCCAAGUCUGUUACAAAAUAGAGUUUAUGUAGCUUUGUAACAUUCCUCAGUGCCUGUCCAUAACUGUGAAGGAUCAAAGCACUUAGGGCCAGAUGCACUGUAAAUAUUACAGGUUUAAACAAAAGGAGUCUUUAAAGAAUCAUUUGAUUUGGAAUUGUAGGUUUUAGAAUAGAGCUGACAUUAACAUAUAUAUAUAUAUAUAUAUUUUUUGUAAUAUGAGCCAGAAUUCUUUUUUGACAAUUUAAGGCUUUUCCAUAGAGCUUAUUUAUACCGAUUUUUUUUCAUUUUAAUGUGUCAGCACUGUAGUGUAAAUAGCUUUUAAAAAAUCUUUUUAGUGUGAUUUAUACUGAAAUGUGAGCCACUUAAUAAAGGUUCAUAAUAAUAAAUAUGUUUUCUGUUGGGUCUGCAAAAAGACAAACUGACAAUUCAGUUAAGUCAUUUAUUUGGUCUAUUAUGUUUCUGCUGGUGUAUCCAUUUAGAGUGGUAAUGGAGUGCAAAUGUAAGUAUUCGAAUCUAGUGAAUAUUUAAAUUCCCCACACUGUGUAAGCAUUUUUGAAAACAAGAUUCAGUUACGAAAGCAUAUUUAUAUAAUGUGUGUAUGUAUGGGAAUAUAUAUAGAUAUGUAUAUCAUAUUUUGCAUAACUUCUUAAAUUGCUGAAUAAGGUGAAUAUGUGAAACUUCUAGCCUCACUCCCUGGAAUACAUUUUAAAAUAUUUAUAUUCAACAUUCAGAAAGCAGUUUAGGUAAUAGAAGCAAUUUUAUAAAGUUGGGAGAAACAAGGUCUGUUAGUGGUAUUGAACUCUUCUAACUCAUGAAGUUACAUGGCCAGAUUACAUAGCCCUAACGUAAAUCUUCUCUAUAUAGAGUGUCUGGAAUGAGAAGAAGUUGAGAAAAUGUUCUUACUAAUAAGCACCUGUAUAUUUAAUAGUAGCUGAGUAAAAAUCUUUAGUUACAGAAUGUUUAGUUGUGAGCAGUUAAAAUCCUCUCAACAUUUUUCUUGCAGAACAGGAGGAAAGUCUGACAAAUACAAAAUCUUAAGGGCCAUGACUCAACUGCCAUAUACAGAGAUAUAACUAACAAAAUAAGAUGUUACCUCAUUUUUCUAAGGAUCCUUCUCCCUACCUUUUUCUCAAAAAAGCCCUGGAAAGUAAAAUUAGGGUAGGAUUGCCAGUGCCUAGCUAUGGAUUAAAAAAGAUCUCUUCAGUGAUGGACUUCAGCACUAUUUGAGACUGCUUCUGCUACUGUAACUAAAAGUCAAACAGAUGUCUUUAAUGUAUGCUUUGGUAUAAGGAACACUGCUCAUUGCACAUUUAUUUUAUUUAUCUUUGGUAUUUUUCUGGGCUCAUACUUUGGUUGAUGACUUUUAACUGAGAUUCUUUGUGCUGUCUUUUGUUUAGUGUUGCUGUUGAAAUUGUUUCUGCUCCAGCCUCAUUUGUGGUACCCAUAAAACUGCUUAUCUUUAUGGUUAGGGAGAAGCCAGUUGAGGCAUUUCACCAGAAAAAAAUCAGUUGCAGCAGUGACAUCAUUUCUGGCCCACAGUUUAAAAGGGUUAGGCAAAUACUGUAGGAAAUCUCAAUGGGUUAUAGGAAAUCAAUAUAUUUGCAAUAUAGGAAUUUUCAUGGGAUAAGGAAGGUAUAAAUCAUGAUAAUGUAAAUAGGGAUUUUGUUUUAUGUUACUGUCUUAGCCUGCUCCUCACCACUUUAAUCUUCUCUGUUAAGCUAAAUUUAUCAUUUGCAUCUACUUUUUGGGGAUAAAAAAGUUCAUAACAAACCAGUAUUGAGAAAUAGGAGAGCAUGUGGUUAAAAUGUUUUCUUUUUUAAUUGAAGUGGUUAAAAUGUUUUUUUUUAAUUGUAGAGUGAUAUAUUUAACAAUACUUUAGUUUUCUAGUAGUAUACACAUAGAUACAUGAGAUCAUACAGUAAUAAAAUGUCUUUAGAGUAUCCCUCCAAAAUAUCUUGAGCCUUAAACUUUUAACUAAAAGACAUAUCUAAAAUAACCACAGUGGUUGCUUUUAGUUCCUUAUAUGACCAAUACUCAAAACUUCUCCAUAUUUUGAAAAUUUAAAAGUUCUGUAAAAUACAUAUAUGUAUGCAUUUUACAAUAUAAAUGAAACAUAAAUCAGUGGGCUCAAGAUUUCAAGAUACAGCUUUGUCACCUUGAAUAAUAUUAUAUCCCUUGUCUUACGGGUUAUAAUUUUUAAAAUCCUCUUCAGUUGCUAUCUAAGAACUUGCUGAUUACCUUUUUUAAACACACAUAAUUUCUAUUUCAAUAUUGCAUUAUAUUAAUGGUUUCCUAGUUACUCCAUUCCAGUUCUUUACCUGAACACUCAUUUUUUUGUUGAUUUUUCCAAUUUCUUGGACCAGAACGAUAAAGCACUUAAGUUGUAGUUUCCAUAUGAUCUUAUGCUAUAUAAACAGUUAUUAUGUAAAUUAUUAAAUUGAUACACAGACCUUAAAAAAAAAAAAACUAAGGUACCUCAGUGGUGUCUGCUACAGUGUUUUGUUUUGUUUUUUUUUAAUUACUUUGGUUCAUACCUAUUAGCUAUUGAAGAAGUAGAAUCUUUUCCAUUCUCAGGUUAGCUGGUUAGCUAGCAAAAGAAUUAAGCAUUUGUGAUAUUUAGUUGAAAACUUGACUAAAGCCAUAUUCAUUAUCUCCCUUUUCCCUAAGGCUGCUGACCUUAAAUAAAGAUUAGGUUGAUCAGGCACAACACUCGUGUGUGUGUGUGUGUGUGUGUGUGUGUGUGUGUGUAAGUAAGAUUAUUGGAAAUACUAUGUUUAUUCCCACAUAUAUUCAUUUUCAAUCCAUUCUAUAACUUUAGGGAGGGAAGGGCCAGAGAGGGUAGGACAAAUUGUAUUUCUUGUGUUAUGUCUUCAAGUUACUUCAUUAGUGUUCCUGAGUUUGAAACGGUUUUUUUCCCCAAAUACAUAAUGGCAGGUGAGAUCAUUUUUGUAAAUAAUAGAUUAGCACUGUUUUGGUAAAUUUGCAUUCGGUUAUUUUGUUGGACAAGUUUAUUGUCAUGUAAAGCAAAUAUCUAAAAGUUCAUUUUACAUUUAGCAGAGAUGCAAGAUUGUUUUUAGAGUUUGAGAGGAAUUUUCCUUGUCUUCCACCUUUCAAUAAAUACUAAAAUUGAUAACUGUAAUCUUUUUACCUUUGUUUUGUAUUAUUUUCUUAUAUUUGACAUUUUCAUCUCGUCAUCUUUAAAAGUUCUUGUUUCUUCGUCUUCAAAUGAAACUAGAAGAUCUUGAAAGUGAUUCCAAUCUGAAAGUCUUUUUUUUCUCUUAAAAAUUAUCAAAAGUUGACUCAUGCCAGCCUAGAAUAUUGAGGAUUACCUUAAAGCUGUUAAACUAGUUCGGUGUGGGUGCUGGGAUGGCAUGCUAAAUCACUUCCCUUCCCUCUAGACGGGACUAUUUCUGUCCCAGGAGGGGAGGACAAAAGUGCAUUGUUUUCAAGAUACUUUUAAGCUGGUAAAAAGUGACAUGAUGGGUUGUAGGUCUUCAGAGUGGUAGAAGAGCUCUUGAUUAUUAAUACUCCACCUGAUGUAACUACUUUGAUAUGUAAACAGAAUUUUACUGGUUUUAGAAUGCCUUGUCUAUUUCAUGAAAAAGUUAUGUUUGACAUGUUUGGCACUGACAGUGUACCUCAGAUAAAAUAAUUAAAAGGACAACUCGGAA